AUGACACUUCCUCCCUCCUCUUCAAGACCGCGAAUAUUUUUUAUUCUAUCUAUUUCGGCAUUCGUAAUUUUCCUCACAAAUUUAACCGUUAUCACCGGCACCGAUUACCGAGGUGGGAUUGAAAUUUUACCAAUUCCACAGUCACUUAAACGUCCUGGGCAGCGCAAUAAAGCUCCGCAACUCACAAUUCAUGAGGACAAAGACGACUUCAGCUAUAGCUCCGAGAAGGCUGAUGGUCAUCCUAUUUCUCAGUUGAUGGAGAAGGCAGCAGCGGAUUUUAAGCAAUACCAAGACUCCCGGUCAAAGACUUUUGUACAAGCCAUAGGCAAAUACCGGAAAAAAUAUGGGCGGCAUCCUCCUCCGGGUUUCGAUAAGGCAGGUCUUCUUUAUAACCGCAGUGAGGAACGAAACGUCUACAAUGUAGACGACUUUGACCAAAUUUGGGAUGACCUGCGACCAUUUUGGAGUAUUCCGCCAUUGGAACUGAGGAAGGUGGUGAAGGGAAUGCUGAAAGAGGAUCCCGGAAAUAGUGUCACUGGGGGAAACUGGCGCACAGACGAAUUCGUGAAAAUGCUGAACGUCUUCGUUAAGGAAUUACCGGAUAUGCAGAUAGCCAUGAACAGGCUUGACCAGCCAAGGGUAAUUGUUGAAUGGGAAAAAUUACAGGAGCAUCUCGAGAUUGAAGAGAAAAGUCGUAAUAUGGACAGACCAGUUACAAACGGGUUUUCAAGGAACAGAGAGCUAGGUGGAGCAGACGAAUCUAUGUCAUUCCCAACGGCAGGAUGGUUCAGCGUGCCAGGGAUUCCAUACAUGGACCUUGCAAGCAAAGCUUGUCCGCCAGACUCUUAUGCACGGAACAACAUGACCAUGGAUCCAGCUGUAGCAGAAGCAAAGUACAAGUUCCCGAACAGCGGCGGAUUAGUCUCCAACUUCAAUAUAUCCAGUGAUCUGUGCACUGUUGGCCCAGCUAUCCAGGACCUUCACGGAAUGUUGUUUGCCCCCGCUACCAUAGUAGCCACAAAGGAAUUAGUUCCAGUAUUCGGUGAAUGCAAGGUUAACGUCAAUAACGACAUUCUCUUCCCGGCAAACAUGUACUACAGCGAUGACCCACGUUACACCUACAGCCCAGAGAACGACGUCCCCUGGGACGACAAACACACAACCGUCUUCUGGCGCGGCAUAACCUCGGGCGGGAACCAAAAACUAAGUACCUGGCGCCGCCUCCACCGUCACCGUUUCGUCCAACUAGCAAAUGGUACCGACCUCCACAACACGAAAACCCGCCUUACCCUACCCACCCUAGACUCAACAGCCACUCCACCGGCCUACAUCGAGACCAAAAACUGGGAUCCAUCCCCUUUCUCGGAAAAGUACACCGACAUUGGCUUCCCAGAACUCGCCUGGUGCGUACCAGAUAGCAAAUGCGGCUGGCUACGCACCUUCCUAAAAGAAGUAAAUGCAACGACAACCCUAACAGACCAGUUCCUAAACAAGUACCUCCCAGACAUCGAUGGCCACAGCUUCUCCGGCCGUUGGCACGCUUGGCUGAAAAGCCGCAGUCUGGGAAUUAAAGCUACCAUAUUCAGGGAAUGGCACGAUAGUCGAUUAUUUGCGUGGCAGCAUUUCGCCCCUAUGGAUAAUAGAUUCGACGACUUUUACUCUAUUAUCACGUACUUUAUUGGCCUAGGAAAUAGGGAAGAGGAAGAAGGGGUAUACAUACCCACGCACGAUUCUACCGGGAAGAGAUUGGCCGGGCAGGGGAGGGAGUGGGCCGCGAAGGUGCUGCGAAAGGAGGACAUCGAGGUGUAUAUGUUCCGGCUCAUGCUAGAGUACGCCAGGCUUUUAGAUGACAGGCGGGAAAUGAUUGGGUAUGGAGGGAAUGGGAGGAGAGUGAAGGAGGAGAAGUUGUGGGUGUGGCCAGAGUAG
Messenger RNA from Tuber melanosporum (Perigord truffle), 1926 nucleotides. RefSeq lists its product as uncharacterized. The record is from RefSeq and is a predicted model, not a curated record. NCBI's taxonomy places the organism in Eukaryota, Fungi, Ascomycota, Pezizomycetes, Pezizales, Tuberaceae. The coding region runs from base 1 to 1926 and encodes 641 amino acids. The transcript is spliced from 6 exons.